CAGGUUGAAAAUGGAGCAGGUUGGAGGGAGCCCUUGGGGCGGACACUGGCCGGAACUCAGUUAAUGGAUGCCUGGAAGUUGACAUACAUGUAUAUUCAGAAAUGUUUUAUCGCUUCUCGGCCUUUUGGCUAAGAUCAAGCACAGAAAUGUUUUGCUUCCUGAGACCUGUGAGGAGGUUAUGUCUGGAGAAGGUGUCUCCACGCUGGUUUUUCUGCUCAAGAGCAUUCUCGGGGGCUGAAGCAGUCAAUGCCUUGAGGCCAUUCUAUUUUGCAGUGCAUCCAGAUUUCUUUGGACAACACCCCAAAGAAAGGGAAGUCAAUGAAAAUUCUCUUCAGAAAUUAAGUGUCUAUUUAGAAAACCUUCAGAAACCAGGCUCCAAGUCUUUGAAACCAACUCAGCUCACAUUUUAUGUAAGAGAAACAGACCAGAAUUCCUCUGAUGGCCAGGAACCCUUUAGUACUUUAGGAUUUCGAGCGGUCAAAUUUACUUUGCACACCAGAGAUCUGCUAAGCACAGUAUUAUAUAUUCUCAACUCAUGCAGUUUAUCAGUUGAGCAUGUCCAAAGCUUGAAUAGCAAUGUGCGUCCCCAGCCUCCCAAAGAGGCGAAGAGGAUGUCUGACAGGCCCAUCAAAUGGGACAAGUCUUACUACUCCUUUACUGGAUUCAGAGACCCAGAUGAAGACCUCGAGCAUGUCUCAAAAAUGGAAACAACCCUAACAUCCUGGCUAGGCAGCAAUGGGAAACGUGCUAUUAAAAAACUGGAGAAUAGUUUGCCACUUAGAAAAGAACUAGAUCGUUUAAAAGAUGAACUAUCUCAUCAGUUGCAGCUCUCAGAUAUCAGGUGGCAGCGGAGCUGGGGCCUCGCCCAUCGCUGUAGCCAGCUGCAUAGUUUAGGCCGCUUAGCACAGCAGAACUUGGAAACACUUAAAAAUGCAAAAGGAUGUACAGUAAUAUUUACAGACCGUUCUGGGAUCAGUGCAGUGGGCCACGUGAUGCUGGGAACAAUGGAUGUCCAUCAUCACUGGACAAAGCUUUUUGAAAGGUUGCCAAGUUACUUUGACCUUCAGAGGAGGCUAAUGCUCCUAGAAAACCAAAUAAGCCACCUUCUGGGGGACAUCCAGGUGGUUUAUAUCGAAGAGCUCCAGCCAGUGCUGACGCUGGAUGAGUAUUACUCUCUUCUCGACGUGUUCUAUAAGAGGCUGUUGAAAAACAGAGUUCCUUUCCACCCGCAAAGUCUGCGUGGCUUACAGAUGAUUCUCAACAGUGACAGAUACGCUCCAAGUUUGCAUGAACUCGGGCAUUUUAACAUCCCCACGCUCUGCGACCCAGCCAACCUGAAGUGGUUCAUUCUCACCAGAGCCCAGCAGGCGAGAGAGAACAUGAAGAGAAAAGACGAGUUAAAGGUUAUUGAAGAUGAAUUGAUACAGGCUUCAACAAAGAAAUUUUCCCUGGAAAAGUUCUAUAAGGAGCCCAGCGUUUCUAGUAAGCAGAUGGUGGAUUGCUGUAAGAGACUUCUGGGGCAGUCGCUGCCUUACCUACAAGGGAUGCACCUCUGCGUUUCACAUUUUUACUCCGUUAUGCAAGACGGAGACCUCUGUAUUCCUUGGAAUUGGAAAAAUGGAGAAGCCAUUAAGUGACACAAAUCUGUAUUUUUUAAAGAACUAAGAACGGAACUGUUAAAUUAAACAAGUCCACAAUUUGCUAUAACAGUAUUAUUUACUUAUUACAAGAACAAAGUUUCUGAUUGCUGCUUUGAAAGUAGAUUUAUUUUUUAAAAUUAAUUUCUGCUGGGAAACUUGUUUGUAAAAAAGUUUUCACUCCCCAUCUUAUGGUGUUUCUUAUCUGAUUGGCAAGACUAGAUAAAAAGCUGUUGCCAUGAAAGAACAUAUUUGUGGUAUGUAGGUGUUAAAGAUACAUAUUUUUAUAUGAGUGAAUGUGGGUAAAUACGUAACCCAAUUCAACAUGCAUCUUCACAGUCACAUCCCAUGUAUCAGUACACACAUGUAUUUUGCAACCAGUGUGGACUGUUGAUGUCCAAAACACAAGAUUGAUGGGUAGCAAAAGCUAGAUAAUGAAACUUUGCCAAACAGAAAGAAUGGAAGGGGAAAGCCAUUGAAUGAAUAUAUGGUAUUGAACAUCUUCAGUGACAGAGAAUUUAGUUUUAAACCUGUAAGUUUUCCUUCCCAUUGAAAUAGUGUAAUUGUAGCAUGAAGCCAACAGACAGUGAAUUUUUCUGAUUCAUUUAAUGAGGUGACUCAUUUAUGGCCAUGGAAAACACUACCCAGAAAAAUUCUUGUUUCCCAAAGAUUCCCAGCAGGUAGGGUCAAGUGUAACGUGGUCCCAGUCAGGCAGGAUUCUGUCACCCCUUGCAACCUGGGUCUUCCUGUUCCCUCCAGUGUGUGGAAUGCUGGUUCAGGCCUCCAAGCCACCCCUGGUCCACAGCUGUGGGGACAACCAGCCCCACCCCAAGGGGCAUGGUGUGGCCACUCUAGACACAGGGCUUCUCUCUCUGCAGAUACUUCUCUUAGGAUAUUUUUAACCAGUUCCAAAACCUCUUCAUUGUUUCUCAAGAGGACAAAGUGAAUCCUAUUUGGGACACCAUUUUUGUAGCUCUUACUGCAGAAGAAAUGAGAGAAAUUUUUCCCCACAGUGCAUUACAAGGGAAAGGUAUUUAAAACCAUUCUUGAAGUAUGUUUUAAAUUAAUCUAAAACAUUGGUUAUUUAAACUUAAAAUUCAAAUGUGUAUUCGAAAGAAAUACUGAUUUGUAAUUAUUCCAGGGUGUGUGUGUCAUCCCUUUUAACCUGUGCCUAAGAGCUGUACUUACAUUUUUUUCUAAUGUAGCAAAUGUUGUUUCCAGAGCCAGACAACAGGAGGUUACAUAAGAAAAUUUAUUGGAAAAAUGGGUUUGGAUUAAAUACCUUUUGUAAAAUCAGUAAUAUGUUUUGAAUUGGACUUUGUCUUGAAACUAAUUGUUACAUAAUAAAUAUAUAUUAAUCA
Messenger RNA from Myotis brandtii (Brandt's bat), 2998 nucleotides. It is a transcript of the gene TCAIM, whose product is annotated as T cell activation inhibitor, mitochondrial. The transcript has 11 exons. The coding region runs from base 102 to 1637 and encodes 511 amino acids. Gene Ontology annotation, cellular component: mitochondrion. The record is from RefSeq and is a predicted model, not a curated record. Lineage: Eukaryota; Metazoa; Chordata; Mammalia; Chiroptera; Vespertilionidae.